CUUCACUUGGCCGCGUCGUGCGCUGUCCCUUUCAGCACCGACAACACCGGAGGAGCUGGAGAGGGGUGUGCGCGCGUGCGUCCGUGGAGCGGCACGAGUGGACUUCACGGAAAAGGGGGGAUCGUGCGCAAAAGUACUACAUGUUAGAGAGGACUGUGGAUAGAAAUCAGGCUCCACUGAAGAUGUGACUUGUGGAUUACAGACUCAACUCCCGAACUAGAUUUCUAAUACGCCGCUGCCAUAUUUCUACGCUAUCGCUCUCUUUAUCGCACUGCCUCUUCUGGAAUGUGAUUCGCUCAUGGGGCUUGGCUAGCUCCACCCCUGGGGUCCUUUACCCCUCCCUUUUUGACCAAUAGGAAGGCUCUACUUUUUUUAGUAUUCCCAAAACACAUCCCCAGUUUUGGAAUACCCAUCUGAAAGCCCCCUUUAGGAUCACCUUGGCUCUUGUUUGGUAAUCAUUCGUUGAUCAUGGAACCACAGUGGCACCCAACUUCCUACCCGCAGUCACCUUCUGUUGUCUUCCUGCUCAUGGCUACUUCCUACACUUGGCUCCUUCCAGCCGCCUCUCCUCAGCGGAUCCCAACAGACCCCCAGGCGGCGCCUGAGUAUGCCCACUCCAUCCGACUGGAUGGAGACAUCAUCCUUGGCGGAUUAUUUCCUGUGCACUCUAGAGGGGACCGCGGCACACCCUGCGGGGAAUUGAAAAAGGAAAAGGGCAUCCAUCGUUUGGAGGCCAUGAUGUUUGCCAUUGACCUGAUCAACAAGGACCCAGAGCUGCUGCCCAACAUCACACUGGGGGCCCGGAUCUUGGAUACCUGCUCCAGGGACACGUAUGCUCUGGAGCAGUCCCUGACUUUUGUGCAGGCCUUGAUAGAGAGGGACGGCUCUGACGUCCGCUGUGCUAACGGAGACCCUCCGAUCUUCACCAAGCCGGAUAAAAUUGUAGGGGUGAUAGGAGCCGCGGCCAGCUCGGUGUCUAUUAUGGUGGCUAACAUCUUGCGUCUGUUUAAGAUCCCCCAGAUCAGCUACGCCUCCACGGCCCCAGAACUGAGUGACAACACUCGCUACGACUUCUUCUCCCGCGUGGUCCCGCCAGACUCCUACCAGGCCCAGGCCAUGAUGGACAUUGUCACGGCAAUGGAGUGGAACUACGUGUCCACGCUAGCCUCAGAAGGAAACUACGGAGAGAGCGGCGUGGAGGCCUUCGUCCAAAUCUCCAGAGAAACGGGUGGUGUGUGUAUUGCCCAGUCAUUGAAGAUCCCUAGGGAGCCCAGGCCAGGGGAAUUUGACAAGAUCAUCAGACGCCUGCUGGAAACCUCAAAUGCCAGGGCCAUCAUCAUGUUCGCUAAUGAGGACGACAUACGGCGAGUUUUGGAUGCAGCUAAAAGGAACAACCAGACUGGUCACUUCCUGUGGGUUGGGUCAGACAGCUGGGGGUCCAAAAUCUCUCCUGUGAUUGGCCAGGAGAGAGUGGCUGAGGGGGCUAUUACGAUUCUUCCCAAACGAGCAUCCGUGGAUGCGUUUGAUCGAUAUUUCCGUAGCCGCUCGCUGUCCAACAACAGAAGAAAUGUUUGGUUCGCUGAAUUCUGGGAGGAAAACUUCAACUGUAAGCUGGGGAUGCACGGUAAACGGCCUGGUAGCCUGAAGAAAUGCACAGGUUUAGAAAAAGUUGGCCGUGAUUCCAGUUACGAACAAGAAGGGAAGGUUCAGUUUGUGAUGGAUGCGGUGUACGCCAUGGCCCAUGCUCUGCACCGCAUGCACAGGGAGCUUUGCUAUGGAUACCCAGGCCUCUGCCCGCGCAUGGCCAACAACAUCGACGGCAAAGAGCUGCUCAGCUACAUUCGUGCUGUCAACUUCAAUGUUUUGCGUGGAAUACAUAUGGGCAAGAGAGUAGGAGAGCAAGAGAUAGAGACAAGGAGUCUUAUUGUGAGGAUUACAGAAAAGCUUUUCUGAUUUAGCUUCAGAGG
Messenger RNA from Micropterus dolomieu (smallmouth bass), 1967 nucleotides. RefSeq names its product metabotropic glutamate receptor 8-like. Gene Ontology annotation, biological process: G protein-coupled glutamate receptor signaling pathway; regulation of synaptic transmission, glutamatergic. NCBI's taxonomy places the organism in Eukaryota, Metazoa, Chordata, Actinopteri, Centrarchiformes, Centrarchidae. The transcript has 8 exons. Gene Ontology annotation, molecular function: group III metabotropic glutamate receptor activity. Gene Ontology annotation, cellular component: membrane. The record is from RefSeq and is a predicted model, not a curated record. Bases 469 to 1953 code for a protein of 494 amino acids.